Molecule: messenger RNA, 993 nt
Organism: Penicillium alfredii
Lineage: Eukaryota; Fungi; Ascomycota; Eurotiomycetes; Eurotiales; Aspergillaceae
Exons: 1
Coding region: 1-993 (330 amino acids)
Source: RefSeq, a predicted model, not a curated record
AUGGCGGGACGGGCCGCGAUGCGAACCCCUGAACCGCCCGACCGCGACGAACGCGAAGAUUCGCCACCACGACUGUCGAGACCGAAACGCACCACUAGACCACCAAGAAACUAUACUCGAGAACAAGAGAUCGACAACGAACAGAGGAAGACGCGACCCCAGCAAAAGAAGAGAAUUGAACCCGAAUCUCAGCCUGACGUGGCAACUUCGGACGACUCCGCGACCGAGAGCGACGACCUCGAUGUCAGCAAUUUAGUGAAAGAGAUCGCCAAACUCAGGAGAGAAAUCAGACUCCGAGAUGAACUACACAAGGAAGAGCUACAAAAUGCUAAAGCAGAGUUUGGUGCUGCCCUCGCCGAGGCCCGACACGAGCUACAGAACCUAACAGAUAGGCCCCCGACAUCGCAAUGCCACUCUGGGGCAUACGCUCAGAACGGCCACGAUGAAAUCCUCCGCGAAAUUCAAUCCUUACGUAAGGAAAUCAGCGCUCCCGCUCUCACGGGUUCCCCGUCUUACGCAGAUGUCGCCCGCACUCCCCCGCUCAGUCACCCGAGCAAUAUACGGAGUCUCUCGACAUCAAACACAACACCAACGACGUUCACCGACACGCUCUAUUGCACAAUCGACACCUCCAAAAUGGUAGAAAACGAAAACGAGAGGAUGGCUGCAGGCUCCAUCCGGGCAGCAGUCGAGACAGAGAUCCGAACGACAGAAGAUCAUGUGCAUUGGCGCUGUCGCGCCGUCACCGUGGAUCCGAAGAAUACGAACCGAAUCAGAAUAGCGUGUCGUGACGAAGCUGAGCACCAGCUAGUCAAGAAAGUGGCGGAAGCCAAGAUCGGCGCGGGAGCUAGGGUGCUUCGGGAUGAGCUGUACCCGAUCAAAGUUGACAGCGUUAAUAAAGCCGCAGUUCUGGAUAAAAAAGAUGAGAUCCGGGCCGGAGCGGCAGCAGCCUUCAGCGAGGAGAAUAAGGCCACCGUCGCGAAAAUCGCAUAG